Molecule: messenger RNA, 1501 nt
Organism: Monascus purpureus
Lineage: Eukaryota; Fungi; Ascomycota; Eurotiomycetes; Eurotiales; Aspergillaceae
Source: the annotation of a GenBank genome assembly
AUUAUCACGUCCUUUUCUCUCCAAGCUGUUCCUCACUCCCCUCUCCUCCCCCCCUUCUCCCCUCCUCGUUUACUCGGUCCUCCCGUCCGCGAUGUUUCUGCGAUCUGUGUGGGCCCGCCAGGCUGCGCCUUUGAGGCGUCAGGUUGCUCCCCUGGCUCGUCGUUGCGUCACCACAAAUGCCGCUACGUCGCACGCUGAAGAUAUCCCCCAGGAGGAUGACAAGCCCUUCACUGUCAGACUCUCCGAUGAGAGCUUCGAGACAUACGAGCUCGACCCGCCUUCAUACACGUUGGACGUGACCAAGAAGGAGCUGAAGCAGAUGUACUAUGAUAUGGUUGCGAUAAGGCGGCUGGAGUUGGCAUCGGACCGUCUCUACAAGGAAAAGAAGAUUCGCGGUUUCUGCCACUUGUCUACCGGUCAGGAAGCUGUUGCUGUUGGCAUUGAGGGAGCAAUUACCCGUGAUGAUAAGCUCAUCACUGCCUACCGAUGCCACGGUUACACCUUGAUGCGUGGUGGGACCGUCAAGUCGAUUAUCGGAGAGCUGCUCGGCCGUCGCGGCGGUAUCGCCUACGGCAAGGGUGGAUCCAUGCACAUGUUUGCUCCCAACUUCUUCGGAGGCAACGGUAUCGUUGGCGCCCAGGUCCCGGUCGGUGCCGGUCUUGCUUUUGCUCAGCACUACAACGAUGAGAAGAAUGUCUCUAUUAUUCUGUACGGUGACGGUGCUGCGAACCAGGGUCAGGUUUUCGAAGCUUUUAACAUGGCUAAGCUCUGGAAACUCCCUGCUCUGUUCGGUUGCGAGAACAACAAGUACGGUAUGGGUACUUCCGCUGCACGCUCCUCUGCCUUGACAGAAUACUACAAGCGCGGCCAGUACAUUCCCGGUCUGAAGGUGAACGGUAUGGACGUCCUUGCUGUCAAGGCGGCCGUCAAGCAUGCCAGAGAGUACUCUGUUGCCGGCAACGGUCCCCUGAUCUUGGAGUAUGUCACCUACCGGUAUGGAGGUCACUCCAUGUCCGACCCUGGUACCACGUAUCGUAGCCGUGAGGAGAUUCAGCGCAUGCGUAGCACCAACGACCCGAUUGCGGGUCUCAAGCAGAAGAUGCUCGACUGGCAGGUGGUCACGGAGGACGAGCUCAAGGCUCUCGACAAGUCGGCCCGUACCUACGUGGACGAGGAAGUCGCCGAGGCGGAACAGAUGCCCUUCCCCGAAAACACCGAGCGGGUUCUCUACGAAGAUAUCUACGUUCGUGGCAGCGAGCCCCGCUGGGUGAGAGGCUGCACUGUUAAUGAUACCUAUUACUACUGAAUACCCUGAGUUGCAUAUGAUGGGAGAAGGGAGAAUGGGUUAUUUGGAGAAAUCACACGCCACACCUUACAUGAUUCCAUAGUAUCUGUAAUUUAGCCUUUUGUUUUUCUCACUCCCGCCUACAUCUAAUUGUAGUAGUCACUCUAUCACCUGUAAAGAUGUAGUAUAGUAUUUACAUAAGGAUAUAUACAACCC